Messenger RNA from Asparagus officinalis (garden asparagus), 1401 nucleotides. RefSeq names its product tRNA wybutosine-synthesizing protein 4. The record is from RefSeq and is a predicted model, not a curated record. The transcript is spliced from 14 exons. Lineage: Eukaryota; Viridiplantae; Streptophyta; Magnoliopsida; Asparagales; Asparagaceae. Gene Ontology annotation, molecular function: methyltransferase activity. The coding region runs from base 74 to 1114 and encodes 346 amino acids. Gene Ontology annotation, biological process: methylation.
CCCGUUCGCUCUAUAAUCGGACCUCAUUCCUGGGCCCUCGUCUCCUCCUCCUCCUCCUCCAGUUUCUGCGGCGAUGGCGAGAAAUUCCGGCGAUUCUCACAGCAGCACCGCCGCCGUCCAGGCAACCAACGACGACGCCUCCGCCAGCAAACUGUCCUGUGUCAACAAAGGAUACAUGAAGGACGAGUACAUCCACUUUUUUGUUAGAAAAGCCAUAAAGAGAUCUCCAAUAAUCAACCGUGGAUAUUUUGCUCGUUGGGCUGCUCUUCGGAAGCUACUUCUCCAGUUUCUGAAUUCGGAAAUAUCUAACAAUGAUGGCAACCAGACAAAGAAACAAAUAUUGUCACUUGGAGCUGGGUUUGACACAACCUACUUUCAGUUGGUGGAAGAAGGAAUUGCACCACAUCUAUAUGUGGAGCUGGAUUUCAAAGAGGUUACCAGCAAGAAGGCUGCUCUUAUAGAUCAUCAUAGCCAACUCAGGGACAAAGUUGGACAGGAGGCUUCUAUUUCAAGAGAAAGAGGUGAAGUCUUGAGCGAUCAUUAUAAGCUGCUUCCUGUUGAUUUACGUGAUGUUGAGCAGUUAGAUACUAUCUUGAGGCUUGCAAAGUUGGAUCCCAGUCUGCCAACAUUUAUAAUUGCAGAGUGUGUGUUGAUAUACCUGGACCCUGAUUCUACCCGCACCGUUGUUGGAUGGGCUUCAAAAACAUUCCCAACAUCAGUGUUUUUCUUAUAUGAACAGAUCCAUCCUUAUGAUGCAUUUGGAGAACAGAUGAUGAGAAAUCUGGAGAGCAGAGGAUGUCCACUCUUAGGAAUACACGCUACCCCAACCUUACUGGAUAAAGAGAAACUCUUUCUUGAGCAGGGGUGGCAGAGAUCUGUUGCUUGGGAUAUGAUGAGGAUAUAUAACGAGUUCAUUGAAGCUCAAGAAAGACGCAGGAUCGAACAACUUGAGUUAUUUGAUGAAUUUGAAGAGUGGUACAUGAUGCAGGAACACUAUUGUGUAGCCUAUGCAGUUAAUGAUGCAAAGGGUUUGUUCAAGGAUUUUGGAUACCCGCAGAACCAGGGAGCCAUCCCGCCAUCUACUGUAAUUCAGAUGAGGUUGACUACAGAGUGAUGUAUUUUUUAGAUGAGCUAAGGGGUGCAGAUGAAGAUGGAUCGUUUAACUAAAGUAAGAGCUAUGGUGUAUCUAGAUGCCUAUCAGAGUUUUUGUUUGUGUUAUUUAUUUUAUUUGAGUUUGUUGUGAUGAAUCAAAAUUUAGUAUAAAAUAGCAACGGAUACUUGUUAGACUCAUUUCUUAUGUACAAACCUUUUCCCCUACAUCCUUCAUAAAUGCAAGGCAUAAUUAUAGUUGAUGGAUGAUAACUGUAUUGAAGGUAUAUAUAAGGGGUUAUCUUCAAUUUA